AUGAUAAUCACAUUUCGCAUACUCAUUUUUUUCUUCUUUUCCCUUCUCUCUCCCCGAAACCCCUUCUUCUUCUCCCUUUUUCUUUUAUUUUCUUUCAUUUGUUUUCUCUCCAAACCAAUCACGGCCACAACCAGUUGGACCACCGCCGGAGUGCCAUUUCCGACACGCGCCGGAGCUGCAGCUUCCCUAAUCGGCGAUGACAAAAACCCCAAAGUUUGGUGGCCAUCGGAGCAAGGACGCGCCUAUACAGCCACUCCGAAGUUUCGCCGUCGAAACUUUGAGGUGACUUUCCGGCCAACUCCGACCACCGUUCGGCGAGUGGGUGGUACCGUUGGAAUCAGCGUCGUGAGAGGAUCGUCGCCCACUAAGUCAUUUCGGUCAACUCACCAUUUUUCUCCGGUGAGAUUUUGGGUAUCUUCGCCCCUUUGGAAGCAUUUUCCGGCGACACCGGAGGUCAUUUGGGCGAAGGAGCUGUACUUUCGUGAUGUACUCAUCGGGAUGAUCAUUUUGAUAUAUGCCAUGCAUAUAUUCGUUGACGUUUCCGGUACCGCCACCAACCGCUAUUGUGCACCGCUUGGGAGCCUAGUGACGCGAACGUGGAAAUGAUGAAUUAUCGAUGGAGCCAAUGUGUUUAGCCUAUUUCUAUUUCGGGUCAUUGUCUUAUCUUUUGAGCAUUAUAUAUGUAUUCGACUUCGAAUCUAAUGAUCGGUAUAUCUGAAUGAGCUAUGAAAUAGUUAGGGAUGAGGAAUGGUGGAUGCUAAGUAUUAUUUUGAGUGUUUAUGACUUAAUAAAUUUAACUAUUUGGUGAUUACAUAA
Humulus lupulus (European hop) is the source of this 816-nucleotide messenger RNA. RefSeq lists its product as uncharacterized. The transcript has 3 exons. Lineage: Eukaryota; Viridiplantae; Streptophyta; Magnoliopsida; Rosales; Cannabaceae. The record is from RefSeq and is a predicted model, not a curated record. Bases 1 to 606 code for a protein of 201 amino acids.